UUACAGACUUGGGGAUUCGAAACUAGAUAAAUUCUUCGUAUGGAUUACAAUCAGAUGAAAAUCCUCAUCACCUGUAUUACUAUUCUCUUUGGAACGAUUCAAGGGAGCCUAGCGAGUGCAAAUUCUUCAUGUCGGAACAGGAUAGCCUCGUGGAAAGGAACAUUCGUUUCUACUGGUUAUAAAUCCGGUUAUCCCGCAAACAUGGACUGCUAUUGGUUGGUAACUGUUCAACAAGGAAACAUCAUUGAGAUAACAUUCAAAGAUUUCUCGGUCAAGGAAUCGCUAAACUGUACAAAGGAUUACGUUGAGCUUCACGAUGGACCCGAAGUUACAAACACUUCAAGAAUAUCCAGACUUUGUGGUUCAUCUUUAACACGAUCAGUGUUUACGUCACGUGGUCAUGUCAUGCUUAUACGCAUGCGUACUGAUGCUACCGGAAGUYAUCGUGGCUUUAAAAUGACACAUCAAGGGCUAUGUCAUGUCAAUCUAACGUCAUCACACGGUGUCAUACGUUCCCCUGGAUACCCUAGUGGUCAGGGACCAAUCACGUGCGACUGGUUGAUUGACCGAGGUCCUGGGUAUUACACGACAAUUACAGUUGAUGUCUUUUCUUUUAAUAUUAAUCACACAAACUGCGACACCAAUUACGUCAAGAUUUAUGAUGUUCAGAUGGGUAGUCACGAUGUUCUGACCUUAUGUCGAUAUGCAAACUUCACAAAUAUCACGAUAAAGGGACCAAUGAGAGUAUCCAUGGUGAUUGAAAAGAGAAACAUAUACACUGGAUUGCAGAUUAGCUUUAACACCUCAGACAUAGACAAAUGUGCCAACAAAUCGAUGAACAUAUUGCCUUGCAUCAAGACAGCCAGAUGUGAUAACAAGAAAGGGUUCUUUUCAUGUACCUGCAAUAAAGGGUAUCAAGGAAACGGCCAAAGCUGCUCAGAUGUGGAUGAAUGCCUGACCAAUAAUCACAAUUGCCAUCCCAAUACUACUAUCUGUUUGAACACACCAGGAUCGUUCAGUUGUCCUUGUAAAACGGGUUAUGUUGGAUCGCACAACAACUGCACCGAUAUCGACGAAUGUGCACUGACAAAACAUAAUUGCCAUGCCAAAGCUGAGUGCACCAACUCUAACGGGUCGUUUAUAUGUCAAUGCAUAAAGGGAUUCCGUGGCAAUGGAGUUAGCUGUUCUGACAUCAACGAAUGUUUAGAGAGAAGUCAUAGUUGUCGUGCGGGUUCAAUAUGCAUUAACAAGGAGGGUUCUUAUACCUGUCCGUGUAGAGAUGGAUUCGAGUAUAACCGAAACACUGCGCAAUGUAUUUCAGGAGUUCUAACUUUACCACCACCCAUGGAAACAGAAAAAACACUUUCACCGGUGGAAAUAACAGGCAUUGUGAUUGGUGCAGUGCUAUUUUUGACCUUAGUUGGACUGACCGGUUGGUACUUACAUAAAAGGAAUCCAUGUAAAGGUAGCCGAAGCUCUUACGCCUCAGAAGGUGAAGAUGUUGCCUAUUAUCAAACCGAUCAUACAGCGUCACGUGAUUAUGAAUUCCAUAAUUUAAGCUUUCAUGACGUAGGUCAUCAACCAAAGAGAUACUCUGAUCAAGUGCRUGCUUAUGGCAACUACAUCAUCGAAGACCAAGCACAUUACCAUGACAACGACGUUCACCGAUUUGAACCCGGCUUUGAUCAACUGGAGUCGGUCGAGGUUUGAAGGAUUCCUGUGGUGUAAAUUACCAUGGGCACGAAUCACAGAAAAAAUUUAUCGAAGAAAACCAUCAAACAAUAGUUGUAUAACAUGGAUUUUGGUCCAGUAGACAAAAUCAUGAGCUUGAAGGUGUGGUACAUUUAAGAUGAGCUUUUUGUUAUCGCAACGAAUAGGUCAAGAUUUCACGGCUAAUUUGUAAAUAUAUCAGUGGAGGAUUUCAAAUCAUUUUAUUGUAUACAGUGCUUGAUUUACUAAGUAUUUAUUCACA
Molecule: messenger RNA, 1972 nt
Organism: Exaiptasia diaphana
Lineage: Eukaryota; Metazoa; Cnidaria; Anthozoa; Actiniaria; Aiptasiidae
Product: tolloid-like protein 1
Exons: 11
Coding region: 40-1710 (556 amino acids)
Molecular function (GO): calcium ion binding
Source: RefSeq, a predicted model, not a curated record